Actinia tenebrosa (Australian red waratah sea anemone) is the source of this 3603-nucleotide messenger RNA. Its product is annotated as serine/threonine-protein phosphatase PP1-beta catalytic subunit. Gene Ontology annotation, cellular component: nucleus; cytoplasm. Lineage: Eukaryota; Metazoa; Cnidaria; Anthozoa; Actiniaria; Actiniidae. Gene Ontology annotation, molecular function: protein serine/threonine phosphatase activity. The record is from RefSeq and is a predicted model, not a curated record.
AGGGGAAAAGUAAAAUUUGAUUGACCUUAUAAGGAGAGGAUAUCCUUAUUUGGGAGAAGGCCUGCUCGUUAAAACAUAGAUGACGGGCUUGGGCAGCAAGACAUAAUGGCUGCUGAAGGAGAUCUWAACAUUGACAGCAUUAUAUCUCGCUUACUAGAAGCCCGGGGACGGCCAGGGAAGAGUGUGCAGCUCGCAGAAUCCGAGGUGCGAGGACUUUGUUUGAAGUCUCGAGAAAUCUUUCUCAACCAACCUAUCUUGUUGGAGUUGGAAGCUCCGCUAAAAAUAUGCGGUGAUAUCCACGGACAGUACACAGACUUACUCAGACUCUUUGAGUAUGGAGGAUUCCCUCCUGAAGCAAAUUAUCUCUUCCUUGGAGAUUAUGUUGACCGUGGCAAACAGUCCCUAGAAAGUAUCUGUUUACUGCUGGCAUAUAAGAUUAAGUACCCAGAAAACUUCUUUUUAUUAAGAGGAAACCACGAGUGUGCAAGUAUCAACAGAAUAUAUGGCUUUUAUGAUGAAUGCAAACGGCGGUACAACAUCAAACUUUGGAAAACAUUCACAGAUUGCUUUAACUGUUUACCGAUAGCAGCUAUCGUCGAUGAGAAGAUCUUCUGUUGCCAUGGAGGCUUAUCACCUGAUCUACAAUCAAUGGAACAGAUCAGAAGGAUUAUGAGACCAACAGAUGUUCCUGAUACAGGUUUAUUAUGUGACCUGCUAUGGUCAGAUCCUGACAAAGACACCAGUGGAUGGGGAGAGAAUGACCGAGGUGUCUCAUUUACGUUUGGAGCAGAUGUCGUCAGCAAAUUCCUUAACAGACAUGAUCUGGAUCUUAUAUGUAGGGCACAUCAGGUCGUAGAAGAUGGUUAUGAGUUCUUUGCUAAACGCCAGCUAGUGACCUUAUUUUCUGCRCCCAACUACUGUGGAGAGUUUGACAAUGCAGGAGGAAUGAUGAGUGUUGACGACACUUUGAUGUGCUCAUUUCAGAUUUUGAAGCCCUCGGAAAAGAAAGCCAAAUACCAGUACGGAGGCCUGAACUCUGGUAGACCUGUGACUCCACCCAGAGGGCCAGCAAACAAGAAGGGAACGAAGAACAAGUAAGAGUAAGAUAGGAAGGUCUGUUAAUCAUCUUCACUUGCCAUUAUGGUCUUGCAACCCUUAUCGGUAAUCAUGUACUAAUGACUGUAUGGCACAUGUUGGUCGACAGUCACAGUACAUGAUUACCAGCCUUAUCAUUACUUUAGAUCUAGGAUGGAUAAGUUGAGAUCAAGUAUCUUAACUCUGUAUAUUAAUGUCUGAUGGUUUAGAAAACUCUGCGAAGUUUUGGUUCUAUAAUAUGCUUUGCGCACAAAUUGUUCCUUCUGUUUAAGUGAAAGAUUGUGGUUUCUGGAUCUAACACAUACAUAUACACUGAAUUAGACAACGAUAACUUUCUUAUGGUUUUCCUCAAUCAGGGAAGGCGUAUGUCAAUCCUCUUACCUAGUUUUGUUAAACUUGAUAAAGUCUUUGAUUUGCCAAAUCAGCCAAAACAUGUAGAUGAUUUAGAAACUCAAAGAUGACGAGAGAGGCUAGAGCAUUUUUGCUUAUGUGACAAGGAAGCCAUAUUGGUGUACCAAACAAUAGAAGAUUUCUGCACAGUUUUUGCAUAAAAAUAGAGUCCAAAAAUACAGUUCCCCAAGGAUAGAAAAUGUAUUGUUUUGGUACUCCAACAUGGCUGCUGUGACUUCACAUGAAAAGGCUCUAUAGGAGAUCAGCCAUACUGAAAUUGCUUUCUCUAUAACCCACUGCUAUAAAAAAAACUGGGUAAACUGUUAGAUAUGGAUUUGGUCAAUGGAAGAUCUUGUUUCUCAAUUCUUGCAAACAGUAUAAACUUGGAGCAUUUUCUGUGAGUAUGAUURCAUUUAAGCCAUGAACAGAAUUUUGGUUAUUUCUAAAGAUUGAAUGAAAAGAAAAGAAAAUUAUUUUUGAGUUUAUCUUAUUAUUAGCCAUUAUUAUUAGCCUGCUUGUUUUAUGGAUUAAAUGAAAUCUAGUGAAAACUUAACAAAAUUGCUCAAGGAUUUGCUCCAUCACAGUUGAGAUACAAAAUCUCCCAAGGUUUAUAGGUGCUGUGAAGGUGUGUCCAGGAUUUUCCAUAAAGAGAGAGGGGGGGUCACUCCUUACUGAUCUUUAACAUAGCCUAUCCCUUCCUCUGAAUACAUUAACUGCAUACAUGAAUUGCCAGUGGGAAGAGGGAUCUUUAGCACCCCCUGGACACACCCUUUAAGUACAAUACAGACCAAAGAGGAAAGUUAAGAAUGAACACCAUACCGUUAUAAAUGCAUCAACCAGUAUUCAUCAAGAAAUGUAUAUAUUCCAUAGUCAUUCAUUCCAGCACUAAACAGAAGGGACAGGUUUUGCUAUCUAUAGGUUAGUAAUGUGUACAAUAGUCAUAUUAUAAGUCUGAGGUGUAGUGGUGUUAGUCAGUGUAUGGUAUUGCCUUAGAUGAAAGUAGGGUGACCCCAGUACUAGGCAUAAUAGACCAUCACCUUGAGCGUAAUGUUUUCCCAUUUCAGAUCACGUCCAGUUCUCAACUCUAAUUCUAGUCCACUAUGGAUUACUCUCCUGGGCCCAGUUUUUCAAAGCCUGAUUAGUGCUAAUCCUGGUUUAACUCUUAAUAAGUCCUAUAGAGUUAAUCCUGGAUUAGCUCUAAUCCAGCUUUGAACAACCCGGCCCUGGGCUACUGAAUUUAUGGACCUAUUAUUGAAAAACAUUUGUGUUGAGCAACAAUGUCCUUCCCUUAGUAUCAUUUCUUUUUUUAAUGGUUGUGCAUAAGAAGACACAUGAAUAUGGAUACAACUCGAGCAAAGAAACAUAUUCUCAAAAGAAUGACACUUGGUCUGAAAAACUUCUCAAACAAUACACCCAAGCUGAAAAGGUCUAUUUACUGUCCUUCGGUCACCUUAAUUUCAUAAAAACAGGGCCCAUAAUAAUAAUAGCAACUAUAUAGUAGCUAAGUCUUGACGUACGAGUGAAAACUUAGGGUAUUCAGAACUCGUGACCCAACACGAUAUAACUUUUUACAACUAGUUUCAAAAUCAACUGAAUGACAGUGCGUGAAGUAUGUUGCUCCUUUCAACACAGUACGAUAGCACAUCAGAGUAUUCCUAAACUUCAGUGACCAAAAAUUAUAGUUUCAAGUCAGCGACUCCUAAAUUAAAAAAAUACAUUGCAGAAAAACCUCAAGUACCUUGGUUUGAAAGGAUAUUUUAUGGUUGAUGCUAGCACGAUAGCACCUUGGAGUAUUCCAUAACUCCAGUGACCAAAAAUUAUAGUUUCAAGUAAAUUAGUAAAUUAAAAAAGAAAUACAUUGCAGAAAAACUCAAGGACUUUGGUUUGAAACUAUUUUUGGUUAUUGAUUUUCAUUGGUGUCAGUUUAAUUUUGGAGUUUAAAAAUCACACAAAUAAUUAUUUCUUGCCCAUCUCCAGAAUGAAGAGAAUAAGUGGUAGUGUAAAUUAAUGAAGCAUUAAAUAGCUUGGUUUCAAUAGCUUAGUCAUAAAUAUGAAUAUAGUGUACAAUUUAUUUUUUGCGUAUUUGAUGUGCAUAAAAAYGAAGGUUUGGUGAAACAA